AUGAAGCCAUCACUUUCUUCUGUUCUCCUACGUCUCUUCAUCAUCGUGACUACAUGCUCAAUCUCCUCCAUUCCUACAGUCGUCUCUGACGAUGUUGUAGACAUCAGCGGAGAGCUCGUGAGAAAUGGUGGGAAAUACUACAUCAUCCCGAUGGAAGGUAGUGACUACCCCGUCCCAACCACGCGUGGCAGAAUCAAGUUAACCGACAGUGUUGAUGGUGAGAAAAUUUGUCCACUUGACGUGGUGCUUGAUCCAUCGGAUGAUAAACUAGGAGACGGGUUCUACUUUUCUCAGCUUACUCGACAGUUAUAUCUCCAGUCAUCACGCAUCGGUAUUGAUUCUGGGCCUCCUGUGGGUGAAUGUGAGGCGUCGACAUCUUGGACCAUUUCGGAUGCUGAAGCAGAGGCUCCUUCAAACUUGAUUACAACUGGUGGUGGUUUUGUCGGAUUUUUUCAGGUUGUGAGGUAUAGGCCAAUAGGUCCAGACAGGGUGUUUAGGCCUCCUACCUACAUGCUUCAGUAUUGUCCUGAGACUUGCUUUAACAUAAGCCUUUACUCAUAUAACGGUGUCACACGUCUUGCUUCCGGUGGUGCUCCAUUUGAGUUUGGAACUCAGUCAUCAAUAAAUCCUUUUACCCCGCCGCGAUUGACAACAACCACUGUGAACUGCCGCUCAAUGGACACGCCUGUGCGGACCCUGGAUCUAGAUGCCGUCCUCUCCGAGUCAAAGAGGAUCUUCAGAGCCAACUACAGCCACUUCCUCGCCUUAUCUUUCCUCUUCCUCCCUCUCUCUUUCUCUCUCAUCAUCAACCCUACCCUCAGCCUCUCCGGCAACUUCUUCACCUCCGAUCACUUCCCGACGAUCACCUACAGUACAUACCAUGGUUUCUCCGGUAAGCCGAUCAAGUUCUUCGUCGCCCUCAACUCCCUAACCUUCUCCUUCUUCCCGCUCGUUUCGACCGCAUGUGUAGCUCUCGUUCUUCUCUUCCUGAUCUCGUUGACUUUCCUCCUGUUUGUUGGGGCAAUCGUUAUGUUGGGACAGAACCUCGGGUUUGUAUUAAUCGAUUACAACUCGAUUCACUUCACGUGGUUUUCAGCCGUCGUAGGUGCGACGUUAAUAGUAAUCAUACUUUAUGUCCACAUGAACUGGUCUUUGGCUUUUGUGGUCGUUGUGGCUGAAUCGAAAUGGGGAUUUGCGCCUUUGAUCAGGAGCUGGUAUUUGGUGAAGGGUAUGAGAUCAGUUUCGUUGUGGCUUUUGUUGUAUUUUGGGGUUUUUCUUGGGUGUACUGUGUGGGUGAAUUCCGACGCUCUUCAUGCGAUGAGUAGCCAAACCUAUGCAUUAUUGCCGAUGAUUCUUGGUUCGAGCAUGUUGAUGUGGUUUUUGCUAUGGAGCACUGCUGCCAACACUGUGCUGUAUAUGUACUGCAAGACUUUCCAUGGUGAAUUGGCCAUUAAGAUGGCCGAUGGGGUUGCUCACAACUACAUCAACUUGCCUUUCGAUGAUGAGAAAGCCCCUCAUGCACAUGUUGUCACUGUGGUCGCAGCUUGA
This is a messenger RNA of Lactuca saligna, 1548 nucleotides long. The record is from the annotation of a GenBank genome assembly. NCBI's taxonomy places the organism in Eukaryota, Viridiplantae, Streptophyta, Magnoliopsida, Asterales, Asteraceae.